This is a messenger RNA of Paramecium tetraurelia, 864 nucleotides long. RefSeq lists its product as uncharacterized. NCBI's taxonomy places the organism in Eukaryota, Ciliophora, Oligohymenophorea, Peniculida, Parameciidae. The transcript is spliced from 3 exons. Gene Ontology annotation, cellular component: Mpp10 complex; nucleolus; small-subunit processome. Gene Ontology annotation, biological process: rRNA processing. Gene Ontology annotation, molecular function: snoRNA binding; rRNA primary transcript binding. The record is from RefSeq and is a predicted model, not a curated record.
AUGCUCAGAAAGAACGUAAGACUUAGAAAGGAGUAUCUCAUGAGGAUAGAAGACGAAAAAAGAGCAAAGCAGAAGUAUGAUAACAAAAUGAGAUUGCUCAAUGCUGAAAUUGAAAGGAAGAAUGUCCCAACUGACCUUUACAGAGAGGAGGAGAAUCUCAGAAAAGAAAUCAAUGCAUAAGAUGAUAACACCAUAGUGCCAAGAACUCAUUUAGAUGAUGAAUAUGCUAUGAGUUUUUAUAGAGAACCUCAAAUAGUAUUGACUACAAGUAGAUCUCCAUCCUAGAGGUUGAUUACUUUAAUGAAAGAGAUGGGAUUAAUAUUCCCCAAUUGCACUAGAGUUAAUCGAGGUGCCUUGGUGGUCAAGGAUCUCGUCAUUCAUUGUUAACAAAAAAAUUUCUCAGAUCUUAUAAUUGUUCAUGAGCAUCGAGGAGAACCCGAUGGAUUGAUUAUAUCCCAUAUGCCCUUGGGUCCAACCAUCUAUUUUGGAGUAAAAAAUGCUGUCUUGCGUCAUGAUUUGGAUGUGCGAGCAGAUCCCCUGUCUGAGCAGUAUCCUCAUUUGAUUUUUGAUAACUUCUCAACCAAGUUGGGAGAAAGAGUCACCACCAUUCUAAAGCAUCUAUUCCCAGUCCCUAAAAUAGAUAGCAAAAGAGUCCUUACUUUUCACAAUGAAAAUGGAGUCAUUUCAUUCAGACAUCACACUUAUUAGAAAUCAUUCAAUCAAGUUGAUCUAAAUGAAUAAGGUCCAAGAUUUGAAUUAAAACCAUACAAAAUUACCUUGGGUACUAUUGGAUAGAAGGAAGCCAUUGUCGAAUGGUAAUUAAGAACCUUUAUUAACACAGCUGGUAAAAAAAGUGUAUUAUGA